AAAUAUAUCCAUCUUCGAUCAUCAUCAUUUCCAUUUCCGUUACUGAGAUAGUGUGUGUGAGAGAUCUCUCUGCCUCUUUCUCUCACUGCAUCGGCGACCUCUUCAGGUCACCAUCUUGAGUCACUAACAUGGUGGAUGGAUCACAGCAUCCGUCAAUAUUUCAGAAGAUACAGGGGCAGUCUGACCUCAUUUCUAGGCUUUCCCCCAACUUGCAUGCCAGGAAUUAUGGUGGGAGUGAUGCGUAUGUAAAUGGUGGUUUGCAGAGCUCUCUACAUCUGGCAUGCCAGGGCGCUGGCCUGGCACAUGUCUCACCUUUGUCUACCGUGUAUGUACAAGCUCCUUCAGAGAAAGGUGCCAAAGGGUUUUUUAUAGAUUUUCUCAUGGGAGGAGUUUCAGCUGCUGUUUCCAAGACUGCAGCAGCUCCAAUUGAACGUGUUAAACUAUUAAUUCAAAAUCAAGAUGAGAUGAUCAAGGCUGGUCGAUUAAGCGAACCAUACAAGGGAAUUUCUGACUGCUUUGCUCGAACUGUUAAGGACGAAGGUGUCCUUGCUCUUUGGAGAGGAAACACUGCUAACGUUAUCAGAUACUUUCCCACCCAGGCCUUGAACUUCGCUUUUAAGGACUACUUCAAGAGUCUCUUCAACUUCAAAAAAGACAAAGAUGGAUACUGGAAGUGGUUUGCUGGUAACUUGGCAUCAGGUGGUGCUGCUGGUGCUUCAUCUCUUCUAUUUGUCUACUCACUGGACUAUGCCCGAACACGUUUGGCCAAUGAUUCAAAGGCUGCGAAAAAGGGUGGUGAGAGGCAGUUUAAUGGUUUGGUCGAUGUUUACAGGAAAACUCUCAAAUCUGAUGGUAUUGCUGGGCUUUACCGUGGAUUCAAUAUCUCAUGUAUUGGAAUUAUAGUUUACCGUGGGCUCUAUUUUGGAAUGUAUGAUUCUCUAAAACCUGUGGUUCUUGUUGGUGGGUUGCAGGAUAGCUUUCUUGCUAGCUUCUUGCUGGGAUGGGCAAUCACCAUAGGUGCUGGAUUGGCUUCUUACCCCAUUGAUACAGUACGUAGAAGGAUGAUGAUGACAUCCGGAGAAGCCGUCAAAUAUAAGAGCUCUUUGGAUGCAUUUCAGCAGAUUCUCAAGAAUGAGGGUCCUAAAUCACUCUUCAAGGGUGCCGGUGCAAACAUAUUGCGUGCUGUUGCAGGUGCCGGUGUGCUUGCUGGUUAUGACAAGUUGCAGGUCAUUAUGUUGGGCAAGAAAUAUGGGUCCGGCGGUGGUUAAUUUGUGACAAUGACGACAAUGAACAGUGAUGAUGAUUGCGUUCCUUUUCUCUCUUCAAGAGUUGAAUAAAAUUUUGGAAGAACAAUAUUUAGGUAUAUGAUAUUAGAAAUUUUAUAGUUAUGAAGACAUUACUUGAAUUUUGAAUGUUUGCUUUAUCUUUUAAGUGUAGUUUUGUCUCUCAUUUGGUGAGAAAUAAUUAAAGUGUUGUGCCCAUAUCGAUGCUUGCUUGGCAUUGUACUGAAUGUUUUCUACAUAUUGCAAUCAUCUUUAUUUUCUCCUCUGCC
Messenger RNA from Corylus avellana, 1552 nucleotides. The record is from RefSeq and is a predicted model, not a curated record. Lineage: Eukaryota; Viridiplantae; Streptophyta; Magnoliopsida; Fagales; Betulaceae.